This is a messenger RNA of Lolium rigidum, 2450 nucleotides long. RefSeq names its product exocyst complex component EXO70A1-like. Gene Ontology annotation, cellular component: exocyst. Gene Ontology annotation, biological process: exocytosis. The transcript has a single exon. The record is from RefSeq and is a predicted model, not a curated record. Lineage: Eukaryota; Viridiplantae; Streptophyta; Magnoliopsida; Poales; Poaceae. Gene Ontology annotation, molecular function: phosphatidylinositol-4,5-bisphosphate binding. The coding region runs from base 1 to 2001 and encodes 666 amino acids.
AUGGAUCAGGACGUCGACGACCGCGCGGCGGCGAGCCUGGCGGCGGCGGCGCGCUCUCUACGGGCCGGCCUGGACCGGUCCCGCGCGCUGGGGCACGCGCUGGCGCGCGCGGGUCCCCGUCUCGAGGAGAUCCAGGCGGCGCUGCCAGCUCUCGAGGCAGCCGUGCGCCCGAUCCGGGCGCCGAUGGCCGAGCUCGCAGCAGCCGGCCCGCACAUCGACCGCGCAGUCGGCCCCGCCGCCGCCGUGCUCAAGGUCUUCGACGCCGUGCACGGCCUCGAGCCGCCGCUCCUCGUCCAGGGCGGCGCGGGCGCGGGGGACCUCCCGGGGUACCUCGCCGUGCUCGCCCGCCUCGAGGAGGCCCUGGGGUUCCUCGCCAGCAACUGCGGCCUCGCCGCGCAGUGGCUGGCCGACAUCGUCGAGUACCUCGGCGACCGCGACCUCGCCGACCCGCGCUUCCUCGCCGAGGUCGGCGUCGCGCUCCACGGUCUCCUCGCCGCCCCCUGCUCCGCCCACCUCGACGGCGGCCUCCUCGCCGCCGCGCUCGACGUGCUCCAGGCGGAGUUCCGCCGCCUCCUCGCCGACCACUCCGUCCCACUCUCUACAACCUCCACCGCCAAGUCCCGCGUCCCGGCCGCCGCCGUCCGCAAGCUCAGCCUGAUCCUCGACCGCCUCCUAGCCAACGGCCGCCAAGAAACCUGCAUCGCCCUCUACAUCGACGCGCGCGGCUCAGUCGUGAGCGCCAGCCUCCGCGACCUCGGCCUCGACUACCUGCGCAGCCCGGCCGACGACGCGCAGGCGCUGGGCCCCGGAGUCGAGCUCUGGGGCCAGCAUUUGGAGUUCGUGGUGCGCCGCCUCCUCGAGUCCGAGCGGCAGCUCUGCGUCAAGGUGUUCGGGGAGCAGCACAAAACCGAUGCGUCCGCGUGCUUCACCGAGGUGGCGGCACGGGCCAGCGUUCUCGAUUUCCUCAGCUUCGGCCGCGCGGCUGCGGACGCCAAGAAGGACCCCAUCAAGCUCAUGCGUCUGCUGGAGGUGUUCGAUUCCCUGAACAAGCUGAGGAUGGAUUUCAACCGGCUGUUCGGUGGAAAGGCGUGCGCGGAUAUCCAGUGCCAGACGAGGGACCUCGUGAAGCUGUUGGUGGACGGCGCCGUGGAGAUCUUCGAGGAGUUGCUCGUGCAGGUGGAGCUGCAGCGGCAGAUGCCUCCCCCGGCCGAUGGGGGUGUGCCGCGCCUGGUCACGUUUAUUGUCGAGUACUGCAACCGGCUCCUCAGCGACAAGUACAGGCCCGUGCUUGCGCAGGUGCUCGCCAUCCACCGCAGCUGGCGCAAGGAGGUCUUCACUGACAAGAUGCUUGCUGCCGCGGUGCUCAACAUUGUCAAGGCCCUUGAAGCCAACUUCAAUGUUUGGUCGAGGGCGUACGGGAACAACACUCUGUCCUAUAUCUUCAUGAUGAACACUCGCUGGCAUCUCUUUAAGCACGUCAAGGGUACUAAGCUAGCCGAGCUCUUGGGCGAUGUGUGGAUCAGGGACCAUGAACAGUUCAAGGAUUACUACAUCACAAUGUUUAUGAGGGAUAGCUGGGGGGCGCUUUCGCCGCUGCUCAACCGGGAGGGGCUCAUCUUGUUCUCCAAGGGCCGGGCCACGGCAAAGGACCUCGUGAAGCAGCGUCUCAAAACCUUCAACGCGAGAUUCGGUGAGAUGUUCCACGAACAGUCUGCGUGGAUUAUACCAGACAAGGAUUUGAGGAGGGAGACGUGUGACCAUGUGAUGCAGGCAAUAGUUCCCCCUUACCGGAGCUACAUGCAGAACUAUGGUCCGCUUGUGGAGCAGGAUGUAAGCGCUAGUAAGUAUGUGAAGUACACCGUCGAUGGUUUGGAAAAGAUGCUUGGUGCACUCUUUGCUCCCCGUCCCAGGAGGUCUGGGAGCUUCCAGAUCGGCCACUCCAAUGGCAAGAUGAGUAGUGCAAUGACAGGAUUGUAUCGGAGUGCUUCCACAGUGAAAUAAUUCCGUUUGAAGCGCCAAGAGAUUGCUUCUAUUAUUUAUGAAAUAACUGGAGAAAAAUGAGAACAAUUCGUUUUUCACCAGUCAGCAAGGCAAGGAUGUAUAAUAACUGACCCUUGUUGAGGUCAGUGCUGGCAUAUGAACAAUAAACCCUUCUUGAUGGUGAACAGAAGACUAUUGGAGUAUUUCUUCCGCACCUAUCUGUGAUGUUGCCUAAGUUACCUUCUCCAUUUUCUACCCUUCUUUCUGUGACUCUAUUAGUAUCCCUAGUACCAUGUAGUCUGUUGUUCAGGAGCUUGUUUGGUGACUGGAGGAUAUCUAAAUAGUUGCGGGGUGUAUGUAAAAUUGGUUGUAGUUUAGGAGGGUUGUAGACAUUUUAUCAUUGUUCUAUGGUGCUGCAAAUUGAACCCUAGUAUGCAAUAUAUAUGAAGAACUAGAGUUUACUGUCGCGA